This is a messenger RNA of Carassius carassius (crucian carp), 3195 nucleotides long. Its product is annotated as anthrax toxin receptor 1-like. Gene Ontology annotation, molecular function: signaling receptor activity. The transcript has 18 exons. Gene Ontology annotation, cellular component: membrane. The coding region runs from base 359 to 2191 and encodes 610 amino acids. The record is from RefSeq and is a predicted model, not a curated record. NCBI's taxonomy places the organism in Eukaryota, Metazoa, Chordata, Actinopteri, Cypriniformes, Cyprinidae.
UCUAGCAGCAACUGGGGUAGCAAGCAGAAGUGUGUCAGACUUUGGGGUGCAUGUGGACAUUUGCAUGCAUGCAUUUGCCUUCUAGAACUUCUUUCUAACCAAUAAUCUUUCUUAGAGAUAUUUUCUUUUUCUUUUCUUUUUUUUCUCUCCAUAAAACCUACACUCUACUGCCACAGGACAGUAGAAACGAAGACAAAUCUAAUCUUUUGGAGAAUGGUUUCUCCACAUUAACUGCACAGAACAGCUGCAAGGAUUACAAAUUGUCAAGGACCCUGUGGAACCUUCAUUUUCUCUCAUGGUCACAUUUGUAUUUUUCCUGUAGUCCUGAUUUUGCUUGACUCAAACAGUGCUUUACAACAUGUGCAGACUUUGGAGGAUAGCAGUUUUGCUCUGUUUCAAAUUGGUGGACACUGCGAAUGGAAAUAGAGCACUCGUGCCAGAAAGAGGGACAGCAGCUUCCUCCUGCUAUGGAGGUUUUGACCUCUACUUUGUACUAGACAAAUCAGGAAGUGUGCAGCAUCACUGGAAUGAAAUAUAUAACUUUGUGGAACAUCUGGCCCAUAAAUUCAUAAGCCCUCAGUUGCGGAUGUCCUUCAUUGUGUUCUCUGAUCAGGGCAAGAUUUUGAUGCGGCUUACAGAAGACAGGGAACAAAUACGGAAAGGUUUGGAGGAACUCAAAAAAGUGCUGCCAGGUGGAGACACUUUUAUGCAUGAAGGCAUUCAGCGGGCCAGUGAACAGAUUUACUAUGGUAACACUGAAGGAUACCGCACAGCCAGUGUGAUCAUUGCCCUCACUGAUGGAGAACUGCAUGAAGAUCUCUUCUAUUAUGCUGAGAGAGAGGCCAAUCGCUCUCGCAGCCUGGGUGCCUCUGUGUACUGCGUAGGAGUGAAGGAUUUCAAUGAGACUCAGCUGGCCAAGAUCGCUGACAGCAAAGAUCAUGUCUUUCCAGUAAAUGAUGGCUUUGAAGCUCUACAGGGUGUCAUUGGUUCUAUCUUGAAGAAAUCCUGCAUAGAGAUCCUUGCUGCGGAACCUUCCAGUAUCUGUGCUGGAGAGGCAUUCCAAGUCGUAGUGAGAGGAAAUGGAUUCCUACAUGCCAGGAAUGUGGACAAGGUUCUUUGCAGCUUCAGAAUAAAUGACACUCUUACCAGAAUGGUGAAGCCAUUGGUAGUGGAGGACACGUAUCUGCUCUGUCCAGCUCCUGUUCUUCGAGAGGAGGGAACGGCAGCCUCCCUUUACGUUAGCAUGAAUGAAGGCCUGAGUUUUAUCUCUAGUUCUGUUACUAUCACCACUGUAAGCUGUUCUGAUGGCACGAUCCUGGCCAUAGCACUUCUGAUAGUGAUGCUACUGCUGAUUCUGGCUCUCCUCUGGUGGUUUUGGCCUCUCUGCUGCACUGUGAUUAUCCAUGAACCUCCACCACCAGUAGUGGAUGAUAGUUCGGAUGAUGAAGAGGAUGGAACUCCAAAGAAAAAGUGGCCCACAGUCGAUGCGUCCUACUAUGGAGGAAGAGGAGUUGGAGGCAUAAAAAGAAUGGAGGUUCGCUGGGGUGAGAGAGGUUCUACCGAGGAGGGUGCUAAACUGGAGAAGGUGAAGAACGCAAGGGUAAAGAUGCCUGAGCAAGAGUUUGAAGCUCCUCCUGCUCGCAUCCUAAAUAAUGGCAUGCGGAAACCUCCAGGCCCUCAUAAAUGGUACUCGCCCAUUAAGGGAAAACUGGAUGCAUUGUGGGUACUACUGAAGAAAGGGUAUGACAGAGUGUCCAUCAUGCGACCACAACCUGGAGACAAGGGUCGCUGCAUGAACUUUACUCGCAUUAAGUCUAGUCCUCCUCCAUGCUAUCCAUCGUACAACCACCAUUCUUCACCCAUCUACACCCCUCCAUGCACCCUCACCCCGCCCCCUCCUCAGGGCCAGCUACCCCCUCCUCCACACACUCCACCCACCUCCCUGUCCUCAGGCUUUCCCACGGCACCUUCUACCCCUGCACCUCACGUCAUGAACCCUUCUCCACCCAUUACUCCUCCUCCAUCCUAUUCUCCACCCCCUAUGUGGUCUUCAUCUCCUAACACUCUCUACUUUUCUCCGCCCACAUUUCUUCCAACAUCCCCUCCUGACUCACUGCCCCCGCCCCCUCAAGCCCCACCUCCAGGAAGAGUACCUCCUCCAGAUCGCCCACCUCCUCGGCCUUGUGUGUAAUGCGGCACAUCUGAGUGGACUACUGAGAACUGGAAGUAAAAAGGAAAUACAUAUGUUUCAUAUCCUCCUCAAAAUUCCAUUGCUGUGUGGCCUAAUGCAAUAAAACUCAAUACAAAGACUCACCUGUGGCAUCAAGGGCAUUUGCUCCUCUUAUAGAACAAUGAAAUGGAACACAAGCCACCAUGAAACUCUGCAGGAAGCAACGCUCAGAAUCACACACCAGGAAUCGCAAAGAAACUGAUAAUUCACCCACAGAGCUUCUCAGAAGGCACCAUUUAUGAGUUUAACCAAGCUUUGAGAAUGGAAGUGGCUGGUUCCAUUAAUGGAUUCAUGGAGGUUUCACAUGCAUGCACAUGGGACAAUCUCAUGAAGGAGAUAUCCAUAAAAGAGGAACGAUGAUAACUUUUUGGGAGCUUUCUCAUUCAGAGCGACGUUCAGAGCGAAAAUAUAUGCACGUUUUUGAUAAGCGUCACCAUAUACAGGUAAUCUUCAUUGAGUGGCAAAAACUAAACAUUGGGUCUCAUUUACUAAAUAUUGCAUGGGUUUAUAAACACUUAUACACACAAAAAAAUAAAAUUCUGCCACAUUUAAAACUAUGCACAUUAAUUGGUUUUUAACUUUCUAAUGCUGAAAGACUGCAUACCCUUUGAUUACUAAUUUGCAUAAACACACCCAUCUCUAUAUAAGGAUUUGAUGUAGAAUAGAGCACAACAGUUGGGUUCUGGAAGAAAAAUGGCAUUCAUUACCUAUGUUUCCUUCCACCUACUUUUAUGUGCAUUAUCAAAAAAAAAUGUUGAAUGGAAAUGUCCAGAUACGUCAAAAUUCUAAAAUUGCACAUAAAAAAACCUAUGAGCUCAAUUAAUUAGUUUUUUUUUUCCAAUAAGAAAACAUGCAAAUAAAUUAUAAUUGAAACAUGUAUUCAAAAUUAAUUCCUUAAUGCACAUCAAAAAUGACAUGCGAUGAAAAUAACUGGAUUGAAACUUGCUUUAUUCAUGAAAGUUUUA